Phodopus roborovskii (desert hamster) is the source of this 2952-nucleotide messenger RNA. It is a transcript of the gene Mphosph8, whose product is annotated as M-phase phosphoprotein 8. Gene Ontology annotation, cellular component: nucleus; cytoplasm. The coding region runs from base 114 to 2693 and encodes 859 amino acids. The record is from RefSeq and is a predicted model, not a curated record. Gene Ontology annotation, molecular function: protein binding. NCBI's taxonomy places the organism in Eukaryota, Metazoa, Chordata, Mammalia, Rodentia, Cricetidae. The transcript is spliced from 14 exons.
CCUCACGGUCGAGUCACGCCGCUGAAGGGGACUAAGGCGGAGCGGCAGGCGCGCGGAGCUGUCUCGCCGUGCGUCUCCGGCGGUUUUUCGCGUCGGUUUGUAGAGCGUUUGUGAUGGCGGCAGCGGCGGCGGCUGAGGAAAGCAUGAGUGUGGCCGCGCUAGCAAUGUCAGUCCCCGACAGCACUGGCGGGUCUCCCGGGGCCGAAGGAGAAGGACUUGGAGUAGCGGGCGAAGAGAAGGACGCAGCCGCUAAAGGAGCUGAGGCCGUUGGGGAUAGCGAGGAGGAUGGGGACGACGUGUUCGAGGUGGAGAAGAUCCUGGACAUGAAGUGCGAGGGAGGUAGGAACCUUUAUAAAGUCCGAUGGAAAGGAUACACGUCUGAUGAUGACACCUGGGAGCCUGAGGUUCACCUGGAGGACUGUAAAGAAGUUCUUCUUGAAUUUAGGAAGAAAGUUGCCGAGAACAAAGCUAAAGCAAUCAAGAAAGAUAUCCAGAGACUAUCUUUAAGCAAUGACGUAUUUGAAGCAGACUUUGAUAGUGACCAGCAAAGUGACACAAAAGAAGAUACUUCACCAAGGAAGAAAAAGAAAAAAAUAAAGUGCAAAGAAGAGAAAAGUCCAGAUGAUCUGAAAAAAAAAAAAGCAAAACUGGGAAAACUAAAAGAUAAGUUCAAGUCAGAGCUGGAAAACACCUCUGAAAAUUUAAGUUUUGAUAUAAGGACAAAGAAAAGAAUUUUGGAAGUCAAGGAAGAAUUAAAGGAGUCCAAAAAACCCAAAAAGGAUGAAAUAAAGGAAAACAAGGCAUUAAAGAAAGCUAAAAGGGCUGAAAUAGGAGAGUUAAAGUUUAAAAUAAGAGAAGAUAUCAAAGACAACCGGAAAACAAAGAAAGAGAAGUCUGUUGAGUGUCCACUGGAUUUUGAAUCACCUGUACCUAAUGAGUCCCUCCUUCCAGAGGAUGAUGGGGAAGACUUACUUUCUUACAACAGAGAAGAGAAUCAGACGAUAAGAAUGGUGAAAGAUAGGACAGAACAGCAUAUAGUGCAAGAGGGUAUUUUUGAGAAACAUUUGGAUGACCUUUUAAGUACUGAAGAGGAUGCUGGGGCCCGAGUUAGAAGGAAGAAGAAAAAGCCAAGGAAGUUUGAGGAAACAAAAGAAAUCAAGAAACUAGAGAACAUGGAUACCUUUUUAGAAAGGAAGAUGAUAAUACCUAAAAAACAAAGACAUCAAGACAAGAGCAGAAGUAACCUAGAGUUAAGUAAGUUACUAUCACCUGUGUCUGCCCAAGCCCCAAAGAGUUCCAGACUGAGUGCAGAAGAGAAGGGCCUAAGAUCCUCGGACUCGGCAGAGGAGGAGAAAGAAACCAAAAAAAUUGAGGCCAAAGAAAAAUACCAGAAAAGGUAUGAUUUGGACAAAGAAGAAAAAUGCCGAAAAGAGUCAAAGGGAUUAAAAUCAUUUAAAGAAAUCAGAAGUGCAUUUGAUUUAUUUAAAAAAACAGAAGACAAAAAUGAUGUACUUGAGAAUAAUUGGAAAAGAGAAGAAGUACCAUUGGAUUGUAAAACUACAGAUGAUCCCAAAAACAAGGACAAGUCUUCACUUAAAAGAGAUGAGACUGACACAUGGGCAUACAUUGCUGCAGAAGGGGAUCAGGAAGUUUCAGACAGUGUAUGCCAAACGGAUGAAAAUUGUGAUGGCAGGCAACAGAUUUUGAGUUUAGGCAUGGAUCUGCAGUUGGAGUGGAUGAAGUUAGAAGAUUUUCAAAAGCAUCUUGAUGGGGAAGAUGAGACCUUCGCUACAACAAAUACGAUUCCAAGUAAUUUGUUGAGGGAUGCUGUGAAAAAUGGAGAUUAUAUUGCUGUGAAGGUUGCACUGAACUCAAAUGAAGAAUACAACUUAGAUCAAGAGGAUUCUAGCGGGAUGACACUGGUGAUGCUGGCUGCAGCAGGGGGGCAGGAUGACCUCCUGAGACUCCUAAUCACUAAAGGUGCAAAAGUGAAUGGACGCCAGAAAAAUGGGACUACAGCCCUCAUUCAUGCCGCAGAGAAGAACUUUUUAACCACUGUGGCUAUUCUUUUGGAAGCUGGAGCUUUUGUAAAUGUGCAACAAAGCAAUGGUGAGACUGCACUCAUGAAAGCCUGUAAAAGAGGAAAUUCGGACAUUGUGCGCCUUGUGAUUGAAUGUGGAGCUGACUGCAACAUUUUGUCAAAGCACCAAAAUAGUGCAUUGUAUUUUGCAAAGCAGUGUAACAAUGUGCUUGUGUAUGAACUGCUGAAGAGCCAUUUGGAAACACUUUCAAGAGUUGCAGAAGAAACAAUCAGGGAUUACUUUGAAUCCCGCCUUACUCUAUUGGAGCCUGUUUUCCCAAUAGCAUGUCAUCGGCUCUGUGAGGGACCAGAUUUCUCAACAGAUUUCAAUUACAAGCCACCUCAGAAUAUACCAGAAGGCUCUGGUGUCCUGCUUUUUAUUUUCCAUGCAAACUUUCUGGGUAAAGAAGUUAUUGCUCGGCUCUGUGGACCAUGCAGUGUACAAGCUGUAGUUUUAAAUGAUAAAUUUCAACUUCCUGUUUUUCUGGACAGUCACUUUGUUUACUCAUUCAGCCCUAUUGCUGGCCCUAAUAAGUUGUUUAUACGGUUGACGGAAGCACCCUUUGCCAAGGUUAAGUUGCUAAUAGGAGCAUACAGAGUGCAGCUGCACUGACCAAAGGACUGAGACCAGCACCAUCUUUGUAGCAGUGUGAAAUUCUGGGGCACCUGAAAUGUUCAAACGUAGUUCCUGUAAACUUGCAAUCUAAGCCUGUUGCCUGCCUGGUAAGGUACAACAGGGGCUUUAUCGUACAUAGUCUACCUGUGUUUGUGCCAUUGUUCAAAAUGUUCAAUGUUCUGCAUAGUUUUAUUUCCACAAUGUGGAACAGUACAUAUGAGAACUAUUUAAUUAAACUUUUGAACUUCUCUACUGA